Molecule: messenger RNA, 204 nt
Organism: Chondrus crispus (carragheen)
Lineage: Eukaryota; Rhodophyta; Florideophyceae; Gigartinales; Gigartinaceae
Source: the annotation of a RefSeq genome assembly
AUGGCACUAAGAACUAGAUUAGGUGAAAUCUUAAGACCGUUGAAUUCUGAAUAUGGAAAAGUUGCUCCAGGAUGGGGAACAACACCUAUUAUGGCUAUAUUUAUGCUUCUAUUUUUUCUCUUUUUAUUAAUUAUUUUACAAAUAUAUAAUUCUUCAUUAAUUCUAGAAAAUGUAGAUGUAGACUGGGCUACUCUAAAAAAUUAG